GAAGUGAUUGCCGACUUCAUCCUCGACACUGCCCACGGGCGGCCGACCAAGAUCGGCAAGAAGGGGGAUGUCGACAAGGUGGAAGAGGUGUCAGGUGUGGACAGGGAGCGACUGGCGGCGGCGGGCGACGCGGCCAAGGACGAGCAGGGCAGCGGCAAGGCGCCCUCAUCCACGGAGGUCGACUACCACGACAUGACGGUCGAGGAGUGGCUCAAGAGCGCCUUCAGCGGCUCCAGGCGCUACCUUCAGUACCUCGACGUCUUCGAGGCCAAGUACCCAUCCGUCGAGGCCAUGGCGCGGGAGAGCGACCUCCGACUCGCACUCGACGUCUGCUAG
This is a messenger RNA of Vitrella brassicaformis, 336 nucleotides long. NCBI's taxonomy places the organism in Eukaryota, Vitrellaceae. The record is from the annotation of a GenBank genome assembly.